AUGGUCAUGACAAAUAAAUGCAUAAAUGUUACAUCCAACAAUACCACAUCCUCCAUGGAAAAAACGCCUGGCAGUGAAAAUGUUCCUCACAGGGCUCCCAUGAUGGUGGAGCACACAUAUAAAUCAGUGGCAAAAGAAACGGCAAAGUCGACGUCAACGGAAAAGCCAGCGGAGACGUCUAACCCGGCAUCGGAGAUGUUAACGGCCGAUAUUGUGUCUGGUGGCGCCCAAUUGUCGACGGCGUCAACAACAACGUCAUCGUCAUCAUCGUCGUCAUCAGACAAUGCCGCCACCAUUUUAGAUGAGCGCCUGUCUAAGGAUGUUGAAAGUGUAUUCCCCAAGAAAAGACAAGACGUCCUCAAAUGGUAUGGCUGGGGCUAUAAUGACUCGGAGUUUUAUGUCGAGAAUGAUAUGAUAUGUUUUCGAGGGGAGAAAUACCCCCUCGAUGGCACAACUCUACCCCUCUUUACCGAAUGGGUGCUGAAUCGUUUCAAGUGUACCCUGCACAAUAAGCUACCGUUACCCGAAUUACCCAAAGAAUUUCCAAAGCCCACCGUUAAUGCCGAAUUUCUGAGAGAGCUUACAGCGUCGAAUAUAGCCCAUAGCCUAGAGGGUAUGGAUCGUCUGGUGCGAUGUCAUGGUCAGACGCUGCAUGACAUCUAUUAUCUGUGUAGCAAUAAAUUUCAACGUAUACCUGAUAUUGUCACCUGGCCCACAAAUCAUGGAGAGGUGGUAAAACUUGUGAAUAUGGCUCAUCGACAUAAUGUUGUAAUAUUACCCUAUGGAGGUGGUACUUCGGUGUCGGGUGCCAGUACAUGUCCUCAGGAGGAGGCGAGGAUGAUGUGUUGCCUGGAUACCUCACAAAUGAAUCGAAUGAUUUGGUUGAAUAAAUCCAAUAUGACAGUGUGCUUCGAGGCUGGAAUUGUGGGUCAGGAUUUGGAGAGGACUCUGCGCAGUCAAGGCUUGACUGUGGGUCAUGAGCCGGAUAGUUAUGAAUUUUCUACACUCGGAGGUUGGGUGGCCACUCGUGCCUCGGGCAUGAAGAAAAAUGUCUACGGGAAUAUUGAAGAUCUGGUGGUGCAUGUGAAAAUGGUCACACCGAAUGGUGUCCUGGAGCGAGAAUGUACGGCGCCACGCGUAUCAUGUGGUCCGGAUUUUAAUCACAUCAUUAUGGGUUCGGAGGGCACUUUGGGUGUUAUUACAGAAGUGGUGCUGAAAGUGCGACCUCUACCUCCGGUGAGACGUUACAAUAGUUUGGUGUUUCCCGAUUUCGAAAGUGGUGUUCAAUUUAUGCGUGAAGUGGCCUUGAGGAGAUGCCAGCCCUCCUCCGUACGUCUGAUGGAUAAUGAACAAUUUAUUAUGGGUCAAAGUUUAAAGCCGCCAAAAGGCUGGACAGCCAGUGUGGUAGAUUAUGUGAAGAAGCUGUAUGUGACCAGCAUUAAGGGUAUCGAUUUGAGCAGUAUCUGUGCGGCCACCCUGCUCUUCGAGGGUGAACUGGAGGAUGUUAAUCGUCAGGAGGAAUUGGUUAUCAGUAUAGCCAAGAAAUAUCGAGGAUUUGCUGCGGGCGGUGAGAAUGGUGAACGUGGUUAUAUUAUGACCUUUGUUAUUGCUUAUAUGAGGGAUCUGGGCUUGAGACAUGAUAUUAUUGCGGAAUCCUUUGAAACCUCGGUACCUUGGGAUCGCUGUGCCAGACUGUGUCGUAAUGUCAAGCAACGUGUUGCAUUGGAAUGUCACGCCCGCAGUGUCCAUCACUAUAGUAUAUCGUGCCGGGUGACUCAGACCUACGAUGCGGGUGCUUGUGUCUAUUUCUAUUUUGCAUUCAAUAUGAAAGGUUUUGAAAAUCCUGUCGAAAUAUUUGAAUACAUAGAAUCAGCAGCUCGCGAUGAAAUCCUAAAAUGUGGCGGUUCGUUAUCACAUCAUCAUGGUGUGGGCAAGAUACGGUCACGAUGGUAUCAACAUACUGUGACGAAAACUGGUACAGAGGUAUAUAAGGCUACCAAGGAUCGACUGGAUCCUAAAAAUAUAUUUGCUGCGGGUAAUUUGCUGCCACAAGAUGUGGUGACGGAGGACAAGGUGGAGAAGAAGUCGACAAAGGAAUUGCAGUCAACGGCAUUGACGAACCUCACGAACAUGAAAUUUAAAUCGAAACUUUAA
Molecule: messenger RNA, 2154 nt
Organism: Musca vetustissima
Lineage: Eukaryota; Metazoa; Arthropoda; Insecta; Diptera; Muscidae
Product: alkyldihydroxyacetonephosphate synthase-like
Exons: 5
Coding region: 1-2154 (717 amino acids)
Biological process (GO): lipid biosynthetic process
Molecular function (GO): FAD binding; alkylglycerone-phosphate synthase activity
Source: RefSeq, a predicted model, not a curated record